AUGGCUUCUAACAAGAUUGUUAAGAAAGCUGGUGCCCCAGCUGCUAAUGAGUUCGAACUCUCCGUUGCUCAAGCCCUUGUUGAUCUCGAAACCAGUGUUCCCGACUUGAAGGCUCUCCGUGCUCUUCAAAUCUCUGCUGCCAAGGAGGUUGAACUCGGCAGUGGUAAGAAGGCUAUCGUCAUCUUUGUCCCUGUUCCUAGCCUCAAUGCUUUCCACAAGAUUCAAGCUAGACUCACUCGUGAGCUUGAGAAGAAGUUCUCUGAUCGCCACGUUGUCUUUGUUGCUCAACGUCGUAUCUUGCCUGUCCCCACUCGUCGCUCCAACGACAAGCAACCCCGUCCUAGAAGCCGUACUUUGACCGCUGUUCACGAUGCUAUCUUGGACGACCUCGUUUACCCCACUGAAAUUGUUGGCAAGAGACUCCGUCAAAAGGUUGAUGGCUCCAAGACUCUCAAGGUCUUCCUUGAUGCCAAGGACGCCACUUCUCUUGAAUACAAGCUUGACACCUUCUCUGCUGUCUACAAGAAGCUCACUGGCAAGAACGUCGUUUUUGAAUUCCCCGCCAACGCUGAAUUCUAAAGAUGAACACGGAUCAAAAAUGAAGAAAAGAGGGUGCACGUUUCAUGGAUUUUGUCUUUUAAAUAAAGAAAAAAGUAGCAUUUUCAUAAAAUGAAUUAUUAUAUUGAGCUUAAAUGAGAGAGGGCGAAUUUGAAGGUUAUGAUAUUCCGUGUACAAACUAUAGCCCUAUUCACAUAACAAUAAUGUCAUCCUUUCUAUAUUC
Rhizopus microsporus ATCC 52813 is the source of this 781-nucleotide messenger RNA. Its product is annotated as 40S ribosomal protein S7. Gene Ontology annotation, cellular component: cytosolic small ribosomal subunit; small-subunit processome; 90S preribosome. Gene Ontology annotation, biological process: translation; ribosomal small subunit biogenesis; rRNA processing. The record is from RefSeq and is a predicted model, not a curated record. Gene Ontology annotation, molecular function: structural constituent of ribosome. The coding region runs from base 1 to 579 and encodes 192 amino acids. The transcript has 2 exons. Lineage: Eukaryota; Fungi; Mucoromycota; Mucoromycetes; Mucorales; Rhizopodaceae.